Molecule: messenger RNA, 690 nt
Organism: Gregarina niphandrodes
Lineage: Eukaryota; Apicomplexa; Conoidasida; Eugregarinorida; Gregarinidae
Exons: 1
Coding region: 1-690 (229 amino acids)
Source: RefSeq, a predicted model, not a curated record
AUGCGAUCGUUGAACAGUUCAGUUGAGACCUCUACGACCAAGACGGGAGCGACGUUGGCUGCAUCCUUCAUGGUGGGAGUGUCGGGGUACGAGAUUGACCUGGCACGACUCGGAACUGUGGCCGCUGACAUGAAUUAUACCUGGGCUGCUCUCGCACGCCCCGAGGUCGCUAGGUUAGUGAUUGACGGCUUGAAGAUCAUGGCUACCCAAGCUCCCGGCCUGACGGUGAAGUUGCCGCGUUGCUCGAAGCCGAAGCUGCUGAAAGAAGAGGAAGGAGUGAAACCGGGAGGGCAAAGCUGGGCUAAUCUGUAUACGGAAUUGGCUGCCGCAGUUUAUAUGGACUCCAUCCUGCAAUCUGAAUUUGCUGGCGUUAUUCGGGAUUUCGUGAUUGCCCUUGAAAACCUCGACAUCAAUACCGGCGACACACAGGCAGACGCCGAGGAGCAGCACCAGACCAGGAUCGACUGGCAGCGUCGAUGUAACGCUCUUCGGGCAGGAGAAACCCCGUCGCUGGCUCUCAGUGACGUCUACAUCGAGAACCCGUACAGACGGGGCGUGGACAGCUUGGAGGCCUUAGCAGCGGCUUAUAAUUAUCAGUACACGAUUAAAGUCCACCCCACAGGUCAACUAUGGACAUUACCAACCUUCCGGGUAGCUGUCAGGGCCGGGUGUCCUGCCAGCAAGGCUUAA